This is a messenger RNA of Neogale vison (American mink), 2735 nucleotides long. RefSeq names its product inhibitory synaptic factor 2A (gene INSYN2A). Bases 27 to 1469 code for a protein of 480 amino acids. The transcript is spliced from 4 exons. Lineage: Eukaryota; Metazoa; Chordata; Mammalia; Carnivora; Mustelidae. The record is from RefSeq and is a predicted model, not a curated record. Gene Ontology annotation, cellular component: postsynaptic density. Gene Ontology annotation, biological process: inhibitory postsynaptic potential.
CUUAUCUGUAAGCAGCCGAAGGAAUCAUGGUCAGUAAGGAAAGCGGCAAAUGCGUACUCACGACAUCGGAGAGUGACGUGGAGCCUGCCGCCUGCCUGGCCCUGGAGAUGAAGUACGCGCUGGACCCCAACCGGCAGAUCAAGAAACGGAAUAAAGCCCUCCAGGUGCGAUUUAAGGACAUCUGCGAGGCACAGAACGAGCAGAGGGACCCGCAGCUCUCGGCGGGACAGCCGGGCGAGAAGCGCGAGGCCAAGCCCGUGUCCUGCAGGGCAGCCUACCGCAAAUACAUGACUGUGCCCGCCCGGAGGUCCAUCCCCAACGUCACCAAGAGCACAGGCGUGCAGACCUCGCCAGACCUAAAGAAGUGCUACCAGACCUUCCCGCUGGACCGCAAAAAAGGGAACCUCAAAAGCAUUCCUGCUGCAGAUGCUUUUAAGAAUCAAAACAAUGGGUUUCCAUCGGACACGAAGGAGAAGCGCGAGGAAGGCCUGGGGGAGGAGGCCCGGCCGUGGGGUGCCGGCCGGGUACACAAGACGGCAGCCUUGGUUUUCCACUCCGACGAACACGUGAACGCCCUGGACCAGCCUGCCGGGGUCAACUGUGCAGAGCCGUGCAGAAACCCUGAUGUGCACAGCUGCCGAGAUGAGCCACACCAGAACUCCGCCCGGCCUCCCUCCCAGGAGCCCGAUUACCAGCUGCACGGGAGAGCAAAGCACGACAGGGCAACACCAGACCCCGAGGCAGCUGCUCUGUCGGCCCACGGGACGGUCUUUAAAACCGAGGUGGCCACCGUUUACGCACCUGCCCCCAGCGCGAAGGCCCCCGAGGCUGCCUUGUCGAACUCUGCCGCCACGAGCGAACAGCCCCUCUGCCCGGCAGCCGACCAGGAGCGGAGGAGAGCCCCGCGUCUCAACGGGCUCCAGGGCCCCCAGGGCCCCGCGGCGGUCUGCUCACCCCCGAUGCAGUGCCUGUCCCCCGAAUGUAGCAAGCAGCCCCCGCAGACUCGAGCCCCGCCGGGGGAGGAGAACCAGCCUUGCCCCUCGGCCGCCGCGGUGGGCGAGGAAUGCCGACAGAUCGUGCCCCGCACGGAAGUUGUCGAUCUGAAAGCACAGCUGCAAGUGAUGGAGGACCUGAUCAGCUCCAGCCAGGAAACCAUCAAAGUGCUCCUGGGGGUCAUUCAGGAGCUGGAGAAAGGAGAGGCCCAUCGGGAAGGGCUUUCAUAUCGGACGGGGCAAGACACAGCUAAUUGUGACACAUGCAGGAACAGUGCAUGUAUUAUCUAUAGUGUGGAGCUGGACUUUAAGCAGCAAGAAGACAAGCUCCAGCCGGUUCUGAAGAAACUCCAUCCUUUUGAGGAGACUCAGGUCGUACCUUCGCCUUACUCCCAGGAGCCCUACUCCGCGACUCCCAAGCAAAAAUCCAAACCCGAAUCUAAAAAGCAUGGAAGAUGGAAACUCUGGUUUCUUUAAAACUCAUGGCGCAUGGAGUCUAAAGGCCGUCUUUAAAACCCAAUGGAGUAUGGUAAAUCCUUUUCCAAAACAAACCGGAUCGAGUGAGCUGCAGCGGCCUCUCGGGCGCCUCCCACUUCCCACCCUGCUUACCGAAAAGGCCUUUGUACCGACAGGCAGUGACCAGAAGCAAGGUAGUAGACGUCACACCUUGCGGGCUGUUCUCUGCCGUUCACGGAUGUGGGAUGGAAACUCUGAAAUGAAGCUUAUGUAGUCAAAGAGGAUAAGAAAAACGCUAUGCCCCUACCCCACCCCCAUAUCGGCAAGUGUUACAUUAUCAGCCUGCGAGACGGUGGGCUGUCACUCUGUACACAGCUAAAACUCAUCAUUAUUUUCCAGCCUUUCCUUAUUCUUUUUCUUUUCUUUUCUUUUCUUUUUUUUUUUCUUUUUUUUUAAUGAGAAGACAAAGCAAGCCUUAUGUUUGCAAAAGACUUCGUUUUUAUGUUUAGUUUUGCAAAUAAGCAGGGGGCAAGUGCCAUUUUCAGCACAUCAAAUUCUGGAGAAAGCACAAUUUUUUUAAGUGGUCGGAGACCAGUAAAUAAUCUCUAAAAUGUGACUAUAUGUAUAUUUGCCUUCACGUGCUGUCGCGCUAAGCCAAGUGACCCCAUCUCAGUGCCACAAUGACACCUCAGACUUAGCAUUCUCUUCAUCUCCAGACCUGCGACAUGUUUACUGCUCGUUUUCCAAAUGGCCAGCAGCCAGGAGUCCCCCAAAGUCUAGGACAUGCCUUUACUCACUGAAGUUGACAGGGUCAGAGCUAUUGGACACUAAGCUUUCUUAGAUCUCAUUUUUAAUCUUUUGGUACCCAAAGGCCAAAUGAUAAAUUCUGGCAAGAAUUUGAAAAUACACAUAGAUACACAAUAGAUAACGCCGUCACCAAUAAAUCAUAGGUGUUCUCUGCCGCCGGGAAGUGUUUCUGUGGAUAAGUCUUUGAGACCUUGUUCAUCACCAAAAACGCAGCCAGACUAUUUUAUACAAUCCAUUCUGCUCUGUCACCACCGUGGAAGACCAGACCAUCUCAAAGAGAAGCCGCGUGUUUAGUUUAGCUGCUGCCAGCAAACUUAAUGUCACCUACAUCCAACCUAUUAGUCAGUUGUACUCAAUGACAUACCUAGGGGAAAGCUGUGAAUCAAAUGUUUUUAGGUAUUUUUUAAAUAAACAGUGACACUUAUUCUCUUUUGAUUACACAUUGCAAUAUAAAUCUUAGUUCCUUUAUUUUUCCACUCA